Magallana angulata is the source of this 5134-nucleotide messenger RNA. RefSeq lists its product as uncharacterized. The transcript is spliced from 12 exons. The record is from RefSeq and is a predicted model, not a curated record. NCBI's taxonomy places the organism in Eukaryota, Metazoa, Mollusca, Bivalvia, Ostreida, Ostreidae. Bases 47 to 2530 code for a protein of 827 amino acids.
CCCUGAUGGGCUUUCAUACUGAAUAAACUUUCUUUGAUAGUAAAAGAUGUAUAGUAUAUACGAUGUAGGAUUACCUGUUGUCUUGAUCCUUACUUAUCAAGCUGGCAUUGUAGCUGAUUGGACGCCCUGGUCCGCGUGUUCGAAGCCGUGUGACGUAGGAAUACAGAGUCGAACACGACUAUAUGAUGGGGAGAACAGGACAGAGGAGCAGUAUUGUAAUCUACAGUAUUGUCCUGACAAAGGCGUUUCUUGCUUUGGUGGGCGAUUGUCAUGCACCCAGUUUAGUGGCUAUGCCGAUUGUAUAGACGGUCUGUGUGUUUGUACAUUGGGUCGUAACAACUACAGCAAGUAUUACAACACACAGAACUGUUUCCCUGAAGUGGGAAACUGUAUAAUUCGAGAGAACCCACCAUUUGCACUUGCAAUAGUGGAAACUUUAGAUUACGGCUACAAUUUGCGCAGCUGUGUCACGAACGAUAACCAAAACUACGAAGUCCAUGUGAUCGGAGUUUAUGAAAGAAAUUCGUAUAACGUAAUUAUACGUCCAAGAGGAGGAACUGACAAACCAAUCAUCCUGGUGCUGUUAUCUUACCAUAUCGUGACAUGGAAUAUUGACACAAGCGUGCCCAUUGAUUCCAUAGUUUACUCCAUACUCCGAAAUGACUCAUAUCAACCAGUAGUUGUACUUGAGAAGUCAAAAUGUGGCUCUGCAAAAAUUAUCAGGUUUAACGAUCUCCGAUAUACGACCGGGUCGGACACAGGGGGAGGAAAUACGCCUAAAAUACUUUUGACUUUGGCGAAUUUCUAUGGUCCCGUGACGUCAUUUAACGGAGUGUACACCUUGUAUAGUCCUGCCACCAUACGUUUAGAGGUCGGAGGGAACCCUCUGUUGUUAAAUACGAAUGCCGAAUUUAAGGAUCAUGUGUGGUCAUGUAACAAAGUUUCCCCACAAUACAGUAACAUGACUUUUACUGGAACAGUUGUGCCACCUGAAGUGACCACUGCAAACAACAUGUUUUCCAAUAAUUCUGAUUGGACGCCCUGGUCCGCGUGUUCGAAGCCGUGUGACGUAGGAAUACAGAGUCGAACACGACUAUAUGAUGGGGAGAACAGGACAGAGGAGCAGUAUUGUAACCUACAGUAUUGUCCUGACAAAGGCGUUUCUUGCUAUGGUGGGCGAUUUUCAUGCACCCAGUUUAGUGGCUAUGCCGAUUGUAUAGACGGUCAGUGUGUUUGUACAUUGGGUCGUGCCUACUAUGGCUCAACAACAUACUACAGAGAGUAUUACAACUCACAGAACUGUUUCCCUGAAGUGGGAAACUGCAUAAUUCGAGAGAACCCGCCAUUUGCACUUGCAAAAGUAGAAACUUUAAAUUUCGGCUACAAGUUGCGCAGCUGUGUCAUGAACGAUAACCCAAACUAUGAAGUCCAUGUGAUCGGAGUUUAUGAAAGAAAUUCGUAUGACGUAAUUAUACGUCCAAGAGGAGGAACUGACAAACCUAUAAUCCUGGUGCUGUUAUCUUACCAUAUCGUGACAUGGAAUAUUGACACAAGCGUGCCCAUUGAUUCCAUAGUUUACUCCAUACUUCGAUCUGACACAUAUCAACCAGUAGAAAUAAUUGAGAAGUCAAAAUGUGGCUCCGCAAAAAUCAUCAGGUUUGACGAUCUCCGAUAUACGACCGGGUCGGACACAGGGGGAGGAAAUACGCCUAAAAUACUUUUGACUUUGGCGAAUUUCUACGGUCCCGUGACGUCAUUUAACGGAGUGUACACCUUGUAUAGUCCUGCCACCAUACGUUUAGAGGUCGGAGGGAACCCUCUGUUGUUGAAAACGAAUACUGAAUUUAAGGAUUAUGAUUGGUCAUGUCGCAAAGUUUCCCCUCAAUACAGUAACAUGACUUUUACUGGAACAGUUGUGCCAUCUGUUCGACCGGAAGUGACCACUGCAGACAAUAUGUUUACCAGUUCGUCUUCCAGCGCUGUCAUACUCCCUACCGUAAUUGCCUGUGCUGUAGUUGUUACAGUUAUAUGCAUCAUAGUUGUGAUAGCUAGAAAAAGAAAACGAGCUAACUUGAGAUAUAUUGAAUGUGCAGCGCCACAAAGGAUUAUUAGAGGAGCACUGCUUUCAUACGCUGCCCCACCAGCGUCGUACUCCGGACCCCCCUCUGAUUCUGUACCCCUGGAUGGUUGGUCGUCCAACAUCGACUCAAUAUCAACCCAUGAGUUGUCUGGAAAUACAACGGAUGCUCAAAUGGACGCACCUCCCUCAUAUGAAUCUGUGAUUGGAAUGAAUGGACAGCUAGUUACCCCUGGUAGACCCUCACUGAUGGAAUCUGCACGCAGUGUUCCUUCUGAUGAUUCUACGUUAAACACAAAUACCGAUAAUGAUCAUUCGUUCACAGAGUCCCGAAACAAUGACACUACGCUACAUCAUGCUCCAAUGGCAGCUCAAACAAACUUUCCCCCUUCUUUAACAAGCUCGCCACCAACCUAUGAAUCUUAUAUUGCAAUGCAACAUAGAAAAACCUAGUCUGGGUGCUUAUGAACUACUGCUGGUAUAUCUUUUGUUUAUUCCAUUCACAUGUAGCAAAUAUUUGUUUUCCAUUUUUAAAAUGUACUUUUUGCACAUUAUGAACAUUAUCUCGAGUCCUGUUAUUUAGAAUAAUGAAUUAUAAUUAUUAAUUAUCAUUAAUGAAUUAUAUCCCCUUGAUAUAGUUUGUUACAAAUUGAAGAGGUUUGAGUUUGCAUAUACGAACUUCUCAUCUCCAUGUGUUAAAACCAUUCAUCCAAAUCUCACUUUGAGAACUGUUCGAAAACUUUAAUCGGCAAUGUCAGCACAGUGCACUUACAUAACCUUGUAACCCUAAGAUUCUAUCUUUUUUGAAACCACUGGAAAUGGGAUGUUGAAUGGAAAGCAUGUCCCUACAUCGAUCGACAAUCUAUUGAAAAACUGUCUAUUCAGAGUGCAGGGUUUAACAUUCAACGACAGUUGGUCGUUAAUAUUGGUGCAAAAUUAUUGAUGUCAAGUGUCAGAAAUCAGAAAUACAGAACAUCACAUUGUUGUUUGCUCUUAUUUAAAAAUGUUCAUUAUUUAACACAAAGAUAUUCGACAAGUAAUGUGAUGCUUUAAGUUGUCUAUUUUUUCAUUUAAUUGUUGUCUAUCUUGCAAGUAAUGGGGAAUUUAGCAUUUCUUUGAGAGGAAUACAGCCCCUUAACGACGGGCUGAGACCGAGACAUCACAUCGAUCCCUCAAACACAGACAUAUUAAUUACAGCCCUGAUGCAAAUACUACACUAGUUUCCAGUUGUCUUACCUUGUCCAAAACAGUCUUGUGUUUUACGGUUUACACGCUACUGUAUAGGUAAACGAUAUAUGUACGUCCCACACUAAGUACCUGACUGAGUGACCACUCUCUGGGUUUAACCAUUACCAUUGCACCCAAUGGCAUCUGGUGGCGCGUCUUCUGCUCUAGGAGCGGUUUAUCAAAGUAAACCAGCUGCGCAGGAUGUAAGGUACAUGUGUAUCGCAUGGGUUGUGGGAUUCAGGGAAGGGGUUGAUCUCAAUGUUAAGUAGGUGUAAACCAGUGAAUAAACUUAGAUAAACUAUAAGAAUGAUAAAGCAAAAACAGUAAAGUUUAGUUGUAAGCAAAGAAAUUCAAAUGUAUAAAUGCAUACGGGCUCUAAAUUCUUAUUUAAAGUGGUAGGUACUGGUACUGUGGUUACCAAGCUCGUUACCAAGAGUAUUACUUAAGGAGCAUCAACGCUCCUGGUGGAAUACCUCUGUACAAAAGACUAUAAGAUUAUAGUGUUCCUGUACACAUGUAGAUACUUUCAUUGUUAUUUGACUCGGAUUCCCGUUUGUGUCAACGUGACCAAAUUGUUAGCUCUCUUGGGGAAAAAACAGCAAGAAUACAGAUCAUUAGCAUGACUUUUGACCAAAAAAAUAAAUCCUGAGAUAUUUUACUGCUAAUUCAGAUGGUCAAUAGAUCAUAAACUGUGUUUGUGUACACAUUAGGUACUGGGAUGGAAAAAAUAGAACCAUAGUAUAUUUAUACUGAAUACUGAUACCGAACGCAACUGUUUACACAAAUACUAGUAUAAGAAAUGAAGCACACAGGAUAAGUGCAUUUCAGUUCAUAAUUCAUAUCUAUUUUUCAGUCGACGUACAUGUAAUGAAAAUGCAUUUUAUAUAUAUAAUCAUAUUUAUUUAACUUUAGUAAAAAUGACUACUUGAGUAAAUUGACCAACAAAAUAAUUCUGAUGGUGAACAGUUUAAUUAUUAUAGACAAAGAUAUCAAAAACAAAGUCGCUAUAUAGCCUUGUCACAUACUAGUAUGUUUAUUCGGGUAUUUUGACGUAAAGACAGCAACAUCCUUGGGGAUUUUAUGUAUCCUUUUUAGUACAUGUAAAAUCUUACCAAACAUUCUCACUUUGUUUGAUGGAAGUUAUAAAAAAUAAACUUUCAGAAAGAUUUUCAGAUGUAUUUGUCAAUACCUAUAUUUUUGAUCGAAAAAGCAAGAGAGACAAGUAUUGAUGAAUGGAAAAUCAAUGAUUGAUGAGCAAUCAUUAAUAUUGUCAAUUCGCUUUCAACGGAGGUUUAAAAUUUGAAUAUCAAGGGAAUUCAAAUUUUACGCUUUAGAAAUGCUGUUUUAACAGACCGAGCUUUUAGAGCGGAGUCUAAUUAGAAAAAAAAUUGUUAUUUUAUUCUAAAAGUUUUGAUGUGCAUAUUUAAGAUAACACCAGAGUUGAAAAACGUAUCAGUUACGUCCGGAUUUUGGAUUUUCUAACAUUUUAACAAAGAAACUGUAAAAUCAAUUUUGAAAAUAGUUUCCUCUAUAUUUCAGGAAUAUGAAUAUAAUUAUCUUUGAUAUGAUUUUAGUAAUAUUUUUCAUCAAUCAAAACAUCAAGACAUGGUUGUAGAUAUUAAUAAAUUCUGUAUGUAUACCAAGCGGAUUAGUAGUUCCAACUGGAAUGCAAGGCAGCUUCUUAAAAUUCUUUUUCAUUUCCUGUCAAAGACAACAAUAAUAUCGAUCGGGCGCAGCGCCAGCGGAACUUGUAACCAUAUUCAUUGCAACUUACAACUCUUCCUACAGAGGAAAUUGAGGUCAUUUCAAUUAUUAACGGGCCUUUUUUUA